AUGAGUAUAUAAUUAACGAGGUUUUGUCGUAGAACACAAGAACCAAUGGAUUUGAAUUCCUCUCCUUCCAAUUCCAUGAGCACCACAAUUCCAGUUAAUGGAACAAUCCCUGUUUCUUCCACCUUCGCCACAGCCACAACCCCUUUCGAAAACUUCCUUCCAUCCAACGGUUCCGCCGACCGGAAACCAAUCGCUUUAUGGCCGGGGAUGUACCAUUCACCGGUCACAACUGCUCUUUGGGAAGCAAGGAGCAAAAUCUUCGAGAGGCUUCUUGAUCCACCUAGAGAUGCUCCUCCACAAAGUGAAUUGCUCACUAAAUCCCCUUCACAGAGUAGGACUAGUAUUCUUUACAAUUUUUCUUCUGAUUUUGUUCUUAGAGAACAAUAUAGGGAUCCUUGGAAUGAUGUCCGAAUUGGAAAGUUGCUUGAAGAUCUUGAUGCUUUGGCUGGAACCAUUUCUGUUAAGCAUUGUUCCGAUGAAGAUAGCACAACAAGGCCACUUAUACUUGUCACUGCUUCUGUUGAUAAGAUUGUACUAAAGAAGCCAAUUAGUGUCAACAUUGAUCUCACAAUAGUUGGUUCUGUUAUAUGGGUUGGGCGCUCCUCAAUUGAAAUUCAACUCGAGGUUACUCAAUCUAAACAAGAGGACAGUGAUUCAGACACAGUAGUACUUACAGCCAACUUCACAUUUGUCGCCCGAGACUCAGAAACUGGGAAGGCUGCUCCAGUGAAUCGACUUUCACCGGAAACUGCUCGCGAAAAACUUCUUUUCAAACAAGCUGAAGCAAGAAACAGUUUGAAAAAAAGGAAAAGAGGAGGGGAAAAGAAAGACCUUGAGAAUGGGGAACAAAAAAGACUUCAUGAUCUAUUGGCUGAGGGAAGAAUUUUCUGCGACAUGCCAGCUUUAGCUGACCGAGACAGCAUUCUUCUUAGGGAUACCAGCCUUGAGAAUUCCUUAUUAUGCCAGCCGCAGCAAAGGAACAUCCAUGGUCGAAUAUUUGGAGGUUUCUUGAUGAAUCGUGCGUUUGAAUUGGCUUUCUCAACUGCAUAUGCCUUUGCUGGAUUAGUUCCUUACUUUCUAGAAGUUGAUCAUGUUGAUUUCCUCAGACCUGUUGAUGUGGGGGAUUUCUUGCGCCUCAAAUCUUGUGUUCUGUACACAGAACUUCACGAUCCAGAUCAACCACUUAUCAAUGUUGAAGUUGUUGCUCAUGUUACAAGACCGGAGCUGCGAUCUAGUGAGGUAUCAAAUACUUUCCAUUUCAGUUUCACUGUACGUCCAGAAGCAAAGGCGAUGAAAGAUGGAUUUAAACUUCGAAAUGUAGUACCGGCGACAGAAGAAGAAGCACGCCGUAUAUUAGAGCGUAUAGAUGCUGACAACUUGAAUGAGUUCUUCAGAACAUAGAGAAGAGAAACAACACUUAGGUGGUAAAUUUAUUAAAAUGUGUACCACUAGUUAUAUGAGCAGAAGCUAAGCAAAUUUGCUCUUAUAUAAUAAUUAUGCUGUCCAAUUAUUGGGGGCACAAGUUUGCGUUAUAUGUCUACUAGCAGCACUAUAGGCCUUGAUAGAAGCCAACUCGUGCUUAGGAAAUACUAUAUAUGAACCUGAUUUUAGAGUUUUAUUAUAUAAUAGUAAACCUUGACCAAGCACCUUUGUGACCCUAA
Cicer arietinum (chickpea) is the source of this 1661-nucleotide messenger RNA. RefSeq names its product acyl-coenzyme A thioesterase 2, chloroplastic. Gene Ontology annotation, molecular function: fatty acyl-CoA hydrolase activity. The record is from RefSeq and is a predicted model, not a curated record. Gene Ontology annotation, biological process: acyl-CoA metabolic process. Lineage: Eukaryota; Viridiplantae; Streptophyta; Magnoliopsida; Fabales; Fabaceae.